This is a messenger RNA of Loa loa (African eye worm), 285 nucleotides long. RefSeq lists its product as hypothetical. NCBI's taxonomy places the organism in Eukaryota, Metazoa, Nematoda, Chromadorea, Rhabditida, Onchocercidae. Bases 1 to 285 code for a protein of 94 amino acids. The record is from RefSeq and is a predicted model, not a curated record. The transcript is spliced from 2 exons. Gene Ontology annotation, cellular component: membrane; endoplasmic reticulum. Gene Ontology annotation, biological process: endoplasmic reticulum mannose trimming; carbohydrate metabolic process; mannose trimming involved in glycoprotein ERAD pathway. Gene Ontology annotation, molecular function: mannosyl-oligosaccharide 1,2-alpha-mannosidase activity; calcium ion binding.
AUGGAAUCGUUUUUCCUUUCUGAAACCGUGAAGUAUUUGUAUCUCUUAUUCGAUGUAAAUAACGCAGUGAAUCGUAAUGAAGAGCGUAUCAUGUUUACAACUGAAGGUCAUAUAAUACCCAUCGACAAACGUAUAAGAGAUCCAGUUUAUGAUGCACCUCAGUAUUUUUCUCCCAAUCAUUCAUGCAUCGCUUUUAAACUUGAUCGACAUCGACCGCCAUUGGAUCAGUCUCGUCUUGCUCAAGUAUUCCGUUUAGCUGGCAUCGGUUUAGGGUUUUCAGGGUGA